Messenger RNA from Phascolarctos cinereus (koala), 4541 nucleotides. Lineage: Eukaryota; Metazoa; Chordata; Mammalia; Diprotodontia; Phascolarctidae. The record is from RefSeq and is a predicted model, not a curated record.
UUGAGGGUCCCCCGAAAUCCUUUGGUGGGCUGCAAGUGGACCACGCCAUAUGUUGUGCAGGCCUGUGUUAAAUCAAUGUCAAACUUCAUGAACAUGGGAGUGGCACACUUGUGGAUGAUGGCAAGAUCAAGAGUAUGACCAUCUCUAGCUCCCCCUUAUGGCUGAGACGGGAAAGCCAAUUUAUGCAACAGUAUCCUGUUUCAGCCCUGCCAAGGCUAUGAGAGGACGCAGUCCGGAGAACCUCGGUGGACACGUACUGUAUGUAGGACUCUUCGGGCACCCCGGGAUGCUGCACAGAGCCAAGUAUAGCCGUUUUCGGAAUGAGCCCAUCACUUCCUUAGAUGAAGGGUCUUCUGGAGGCUCAGUCAAUGUCAAAGGUGUACCUCAGACUUCUCCUUCUUCUCCCCUGCCAGUUCACCUGCCUGGGGAAGAUGUCACCUUGGCGGCUCAAGAUAACCCCACCCCACUGUGCACUUUGAUGCCCCGAAUGGCAAGCCUCAGACUGGCCAAUCCAGCAAACCUACUGGGACUGAAAAACUUCUGCCUGGGGACCAGAGAGGUGCCCAAGCUCAAACUCUUGGAGAGCCGGGGGGCAGCUCCAAGCAGCCCAACUUCGCCAGAAGCCAGCCUCUCCCAGGCCACAUCUGCUGCAUCUCCCCAGCUGGAUGUAGAGACUCAGGACAGCUGCAUCCUGCCCAUCUCUGAAGCACCACCUUCCCUGGGCAAUCAGGAUGGGUCCUCUCGCCAACACCUUUUGGGGACUGGCAUGAACUACUGUGUGAGGUACAUAGGCUGUGUUGAAGUGCUGCAGUCGAUGAGAUCCUUGGAUUUUGCCAUGAGAACCCAAGUUACAAGGGAAGCAAUAAGUCGCCUGUGUGAAGCUGUUCCAGGGGAAAAUGGACCCAUUAAAAGACGCAAGCCUCCAGUUAAGUUUUUAUCUUCUGUACUUGGCAGAAGUAACCUUCAAUUUUCUGGAAUUAAUAUAAAACUGACCAUCUCAACAUGUAGCCUUACUCUGAUGAACAUUGAUACUCAGCAGAUUAUUGCAAAUCACCAUAUGCAGUCCAUUUCUUUUGCUUCUGGAGGUGAUCCUGACACCACAGACUAUGUUGCCUACGUAGCUAAAGAUCCAGUUAAUCAAAGAGCCUGCCACAUAUUGGAAUGUCCCAGUGGAAUGGCUCAAGAUGUCAUAAAUACCAUAGGGCAGGCUUUUGAACUCCGAUUUAAAGAGUAUUUGAAAAAUCCUUCUUCUUUGAAUAUUCCCGGCGAAAGGGAGCAGGUGAAUUUGGAGGACAAUACGGAGGAAAAAGAAGAACAUGAGUAUUACAAUGAAAUUCCAGGGAAGCAGCCACCUGCUGGUGGUGUUUUAGAUGCCCGAACGAAAGUUCAGAGCACAGAGCAAAGAACAUACUGCCCAAUACAAUGUGAAAAGCUGUGUUGUUCACCCCGGAACCCCAAAUGUAGCAGCGUAUAUGAAAACUGCUUAGAACCCAGCAAGGCAAUAGGUAGUAUCAGUGAAAGAGUGGUGAAGACUCAACGGGAUCCAUCACUAAUGAAACAUAAGUGCAGAGUGGAUCUCUUCGACGAUCCCUGCUACAUCAACACUCAGGCUUUUCAGACAGCAGUCUGCCCUUCUGGAAUUCAAGACCCGGCUCAAGUACUUGGGAGCCCGUUACACUGUGCAAAAGUACCAGAAACGGUUCAACCAAGUGCCACAAGCAGGACAGCUGGUCUGUAUGCCCUGCCCCAAAUCAAACGACAACUGAGGAAUGAAGACUGCUACCAUGGAAAACUAAGCCGGAAAGCAGCAGAAAGCCUCUUAAUUAAGGAUGGGGAUUUUUUAGUUCGAGAAAGCGCAACAUCACCUGGUCAAUAUGUGUUGAGCGGUUUACAAGGAGGUCAGGUGAAACACCUUCUGCUGGUGGACCCUGAAGGCAAGGUGAGGACCAAAGAUCAUGUAUUCGAUAAUGUGGGUCACCUCAUUCGCUACCACAUGGAGAAUAGUUUGCCGAUCAUCUCUUCUGGAAGUGAAGUAAGCCUUAGACAGCCAGUGAGAAAAGAGAAUCAAAAAGGCCACUUUCAGCCCUACAAAUGACAGCAUUGGAACUCCAUGACCCUGAAAUGCAAAGGAAUGUCAAACUGUGGUAGGAAGAUGGAUUAAAUAAUCUCAAACUUUGUUUUCUAAAUAGAAGAGAGCUCUGUCAACCACACCUUCCAAAAGCCAGUAUGGAAGAGGUGUCCUUCUCUGAAGCAUGAAGUUUAACCUUCAGAAAAUGAAAAAAAAAAUCAGAAGGAGAGAAGACAAUUUGCUCAUAUGGGAAAGGAAAUUAAGCAUGCACAGAUGUCACUUUUAAGGUCACACUGCAUGGAUAACAAGCUGAAAGCACAGUUAAACCACCACAUGCAAAAGAUAACUUGAAUGAACUGCUGAGACACUUGUAUGUGCCUUUUGACUCGAGAUAAUUGGGACAUUUUCAUUUUGUUGGAGAGGUUUUAAGUGUUUUUGCAUUCUAGUCAUGUAAAACCAUUUGCCAAAACAAAACAUUUUGUCUUGCUGAGAAAAAAAAAGAAUGCCAUUUGCUUAAUAGUUACUGACUUUAAUUUCUUUUUUGCUUUUAGGAGCACUUUAAAAACCAAUAUUUAAAAUUAAUUAGAUACUUAACACAGGCCACGUCCGCAAAAGUGAGUGAAGGGGUCAGUCUUUCCCAUUUGCUGUUGGUUAAGGCAACACUAUGCUCUGCAGAAUCAAUAUUUCCAGAUCUUUGCUGUGCAGUCAUAUUGUAGAAACAAAUGAUGGGAAAUUGGACAGACCAAAUCUGUUCAGCUUGUUAGAUUUAAGCAGAUUCCCUAGAACGUUGCCUAGAUAAUUUUACAAAAUCAGGAAUGUUUUGGGGAGGAGGUGGCCUCUCUCUUUAUACCUAUAGCAUGGGUUUACAAGACGGCAGACAAAUGUUUUUUGUAAGGUACAAACCAAUCUGCAUGGAUGUGGAAGCCAGCAUCUCAACAUCUGUUUCUACUCUUUUGGGGGAAACUUUUGCUUCCAGCUUUGUUUUAGGACAUUUAUUUGAAGGGUAAAGCAGAGCAUGGGGUGGGGAGGAGCCCUGUGAUUGGCUGUCAGUGAGCCUUGCAUUGUUAUUGUUGGGGUUUUUCGGUCUGGACCUAUUAUUUUAUUGGCAUAUGGAACUCCUAAUAUGGAAACUCCCUCAACCAGUGCAGACAAAUAACUCAUCUGUUGCUUACAGUUUUUGAGAGCUGUCUGGCACACUGAGCAGUUGAGUGAUUUGCUCAUGGUCACACAGCUAGUAUGUGCCAGGCUAGGGCUGGAACCAAGGUCUUCCUAAGUCCAAGGCUGGCCCUCCAUCCACUAUGCCCCACUGACUCUGCAGUGAAUCACACUACCCACCUUUUCCAGUUCUGAAUAGACAACAGAGAAGGUGAAAAAUCUUUAAAGCCAAAUACUUGGAAAAGGUUGACCCUUCUACAGGCUAUAGUGGAAAGCUCACUGACCUGAGAGGCAAAAAACCUUAACAGUAGUCUCAGCUCUGCCACCGAGUAACACUGUGCACAUAGGCAAAUCUCUGAUCUCUCUGGACCCUAAUUAGUUUACCAAUUUUUAAAAUGAGGGAUUAGGGAUUGGAUUAGAGGAGUUCUGAAGUCCUUUCCAGCUCUAAAAGUCUAUGAUUUUAUGCAUAGCAUUUUAAAAAAAUGAAUUGGAUCAGAGUUGACAACAGAUCUGGAUAAAGCAGGCAUUAAAUAGUCUUGUUUUCCUCCCUAAUUCACUGUGUUUGCCCCCAUACAGUGAAAGAGAGAAUUGAGACAAUCUUUUAGAUAAUUUAAGCCAAAACCAUUUUUGCCUGAAGAAUGAAGAUAAUCAUGGCAAGAGCAUAUUAUCUUUCUUGAAUUAUCAGAUGAUUGUCUCAGUUCUCUACUCUAGUUUUCAGGUUUGUAAUUCUAUAACAAAUUGUUUUACCCUGAAUUACCUGGAUAGCUGCCUUAACCUCACUGCAUUCGGGCUGUGUAGAUGCAGCUUUGCAAUUGUGAACUAUUUAUUUACUAAGGUUUAAACAAAAUACUAAGCUUAAAUUAAAAAAGUAAACGAGGAAUCAUUUUUUUUUGCGUAGAAAUUCAGAGAUGAAGCAUGUUAAUUUCUACAUUUUUUAAUGUCCCACCUAUAAUCUUACUACAACUGCCAAUGAAUCUUUGGGUAUGCUUGUUUUCUUUUUACAAGUAGGUAAUAUUUUAAACUCAAUUUUGCAUAUGAUCAAUUCUUGAUUAUCUGUGCCAAUGAAGGGGAGUGUGGGUAUGGAUAAUGGAAAACCAUGAACAAUCCAGCUACUUUGAGCAAGACUGUCUCAAAUUUCCCGGUUAAGGGGAAUGGGGCAUUGGUAGCUGGGCAGCAGAGAAUAGCUCCCAAUACCAAGAGAUGUAGGUAAUCUGUAAGUUGACUGUAACGUGACUCAAACUGGUAGACUAGCUGAAUAAGCAAGUAUACAUUUGAAAAAAAAAUUCACAUUAAAAAAGAUUUGAUUGCAUGCUGUACA